This is a messenger RNA of Marchantia polymorpha subsp. ruderalis, 1242 nucleotides long. Lineage: Eukaryota; Viridiplantae; Streptophyta; Marchantiopsida; Marchantiales; Marchantiaceae. The record is from the annotation of a GenBank genome assembly.
AUCUUUCCUUCACUCAGCCACUAGCAAGCAACUACCAUCAGAACGCUUGCAAGGAAAGAUCUCGAUAAUCUCAGACUUUAGACUAAUUGCAUUCUGCGAACGAACAUAGAUUAGACUAUCGACCAACGCACUCAGAUCCACUUUAGUACACGCCCAAAGCAGUCAAGCUACUCUUCGAAGCAGCUUUUCAGCUCCUCUCUCUUUCUUUUACAGCAGCUACCCACAAUGGCUUACCAAAAGGUUGCAGCUUUCAUCGUUCUCGCCAUGGUCAUGAUCACUGAAGUGAGCGCACAAGGACCUCUUCCAGGACCUUUCCCAGGUCCUUCUUCAGUUCCAGUGGUCGCUCCCGCCGUAGCACCGGCUGCCGUCCCCGUCGUAGCACCCGUGGUCGCCCCAGUUGUUGCCCCAGUGGUUGCUCCAGUGACUGCCCCUGUGACCGCUCCCAUCGUUGCUCCCAUCGUUGCCCCCGUUUCUUCUCCCCCUGCCGUGACUCCAUCCACCGUUCCCGUGGUCGCACCAGCCCCUGCCUCGAAGCUUGCACCCUCUGUCUCCCCCAUCGCGAGCGCUCCGGGUCCCUCGGUGGCAGACAGCGCUGCACCAAGCAUUUCCGGAUGGAGGAUUCUUGCUCUUGCCUCAGGUUUGGUCGUGGCUGCCGCUUUCUAAGCUGGAUGGGGUACGUCGAGAGAACAAAUCAAAGUCUUGCAGCACUCAGGUAGCAUCGUGGAGCUAAGAUCGAAGGGUAAAAUAUACCUUCUGUCUUACAUUCGAGAGGAUACCAUAGCGAAGGAGCAAAGCAAAUUUUCUUGUAUACAACAUUGUGGAGGCCAAGUUCUGAAGUGGUUUACAUGAAUUAAAUUUGACUCUUAGUAUGGAGUUCGAAGAUUCUUUAGUCAGCAGGAGUUAAAGUCUCAGUAGGUCCUGCUGAAUAACAUCACUUAUUUGUUCGUUUGCAAGCUGAACUCGCAGAGUAUCAGGAAAAGAAAAUACAGAACUUGCAACCUACAGCAUCAAUCAAUCAGAUGCAAUAAAUUCAUAGAUAGAACUUAAGCGGAUCACAUUGACCUCGCAGUCUCUUACUCAUUGCCUCGUACGAGGUCUAUCAGUAAUGUGGACAAGAACUACAGAGAAUCACAAUAGCUUUCAGGUGCUUUUUAACCCGGUCUCGAAUUUGACCGAGGUACUCAAUACUUGUGAAAACGUCCCAAUUUCAAUACCAAGUACAUAUUACGUUGGUUCAUCUUA